AUGGUGCCUCUAACCACCGUUGCUACGGUGCAUCUGGCCACCGUUGCUACGGUGCAUCUGGCCACCGUUGCUACGGUGCAUCUGGCCACCGUUGCUACGGUGCAUCUGGCCACCGUUGCUACGGUGCAUCUGGCCACCGUUGCUUUGGUGCCUCUAACCACCGUUGCUACGGUGCAUCUAACCACCGUUGCUACGGUGCAUCUGGCCACCGUUGCUAUGGUGCCUCUAACCACCGUUGCUACGGUGCAUCUGGCCACCGUUGCUACGGUGCAUCUAACCACCGUUGCUACGGUGUAUCUAACCACCGUUGCUACGGUGCAUCUGGCCACCGUUGCUACGGUGCAUCUGGCCACCGUUGCUACGGUGCAUCUGGCCACCGUUGCUACGGUGCAUCUGGCCACCGUUGCUACGGUGCAUCUGGCCACCGUUGCUUUGGUGCCUCUAACCACCGUUGCUACGGUGCAUCUAACCACCGUUGCUACGGUGCAUCUGGCCACCGUUGCUAUGGUGCCUCUAACCACCGUUGCUACGGUGCAUCUGGCCACCGUUGCUACGGUGCAUCUAACCACCGUUGCUACGGUGUAUCUAACCACCGUUGCUACGGUGUAUCUGGCCACCGUUGCUUUGGUGCCUCUAACCACCGUUGCUACGGUGCAUCUAACCACCGUUGCUACGGUGCAUCUGGCCACCGUUGCUAUGGUGCCUCUAACCACCGUUGCAACGGUGCAUCUGGCCACCGUUGCUAUGGUGCCUCUAACCACCGUUGCUACGGUGCAUCUAACCACCGUUGCUACGGUGUAUCUAACCACCGUUGCUACGGUGUAUCUGGCCACCGUUGCUUUGUUGCCUCUAACCACCGUUGCUACGGUGUAUCUAACCACCGUUGCUACGGUGCAUCUGGCCACCGUUGCUAUGGUGCCUCUAACCACCGUUGCUACGGUGCAUCUGGCCACCGUUGCUACGGUGCAUCUAACCACCGUUGCUACGGUGUAUCUAACCACCGUUGCUACGGUGCAUCCGGCCACCGUUGCUAUGGUGCUUCUAACCACCGUUGCUACGGUGCAUCUGGCCACCGUUGCUAUGGUGCCUCUAACCACCGUUGCUACGGUGUAUCUGGCCACCGUUGCUACGGUGUAUCUGGCCACCGUUGCUACGGGGGAAUUAAAAUUGAAGUUAAUCUGA
Messenger RNA from Procambarus clarkii (red swamp crayfish), 1182 nucleotides. RefSeq lists its product as uncharacterized. NCBI's taxonomy places the organism in Eukaryota, Metazoa, Arthropoda, Malacostraca, Decapoda, Cambaridae. The record is from RefSeq and is a predicted model, not a curated record.